Molecule: messenger RNA, 1299 nt
Organism: Soboliphyme baturini
Lineage: Eukaryota; Metazoa; Nematoda; Enoplea; Dioctophymatida; Soboliphymatidae
Source: the annotation of a GenBank genome assembly
AUGGGUUAUGGAGCGCGUACUGCCGACCCAUCUCAGUUCGGUUUCAACGGAGUGUGCGUCGACCCGAAGAAGCGGCUGUUCGGUGGCUCUGCGAUGCCGUCCGUAAACAGCCCCGGCCUGGCGCAGAAUUCACUGUUCAACAAGGUGGCCGUCGCCUUUCCGGGCUUUGACUAUUACAGUGGUAGUGGUGACUCGCGCGACUACUGGCUUCCUCCCGCUGGUGGGAUGCUAGCGCCCCCGGGCUGCAUUCAGUCCCCGACGCCUUACUCCUCGAUCGUCGACUCUAACGCCGCAGCAGCUGCCAACUUCCAUGGCAUGCUGCCAAACGCGGUGGGCGGCGAAAGGCCUGCCGUGCCGUCCGUCGUCCCCAACGAUAUAAGCAAGCUGACGUCUUUAAACCCCUCAUUCCUGCCACAAGCCGGAUUCGGCGCGAUAAACGGCUCUCAGACGGGCGACGCCCUGGGCAAGGCUCUCGCUUCCAUAUACAACGAUCAAGUGUCCGCAUCUGACACUCAGUGGCAAAACGAAGCUGGUUCCCAUGUGAUUUCUAAUGAAUCAGAUGCGUCGCGAUAUAGAAAUCUGAAUGUUUAUCCUGUGACCAACGGCCUCGGUGGUGUCAGUGUUGCGUCGGAACUGUCUUCGAAUCUUUCCAUAGCCGCCGACUCACCCCUUGACACCAAGGACAUGAGCAUGACCCCUGGCAGCUCAGCAUCGUGUAAUCCGUCGAUCAGUCGUUGCAACAGUGCCGGCGGCGGCAAGAAGCGUUGCCGAUCACAGCAAAAUGAAGACGACGAAAACCCAGCCGAAAAGGAGCGUCGCGAGCGCGAACGACGGCACGCCAAUAACGCCAGAGAACGAGAUCGUGUAUCUGUUUCCAGCAAAUCGCUUGAUAAAACGCCUAAUUAUGAGUUUACGAGGAAGGCAAAUGUGUACAAAACCGCAGCUGUGUCGUGUCGUAGGAUUCGCGUAAGAGACAUAAACGAGGCGUUCAAAGAACUCGGCCGCAUGUGUUCCAUGCACGUGAAUGCGGAAAAAAUGCAGACCAAACUCGGAAUCUUACACCGUGCCGUUUCGGUUAUUACGUCGUUGGAGCAACAAGUGCGGGAGAGAAACCUGAAUCCGAAAAGCGCGCAUCUGAAACGCCGUGAGGAGCAAAAGCUGUCCGAAAACGACUGCAAAAUGUCAGGCCACGUCGGUGUUCAUGAACUCGCCAACGCCGCAGUUGCCGCCCACAUGGAUCCCAUGCGUCUUCUGUCGUCCGUCUCUGUUUCGGUAGGUGUUUACUUCAAUCUGCCGUAA